AUGGAGUAUUUUGUUCUUUUAAUCGUGGCCUUGAUAGCAGCAUGGUCUACCGUUGUACUCUCACGGCGGCGGCGAGGCCCCGGUGGCAAGUUCCCUCCAGGGCCUCGUCCCCUGCCGAUAGUCGGAAACAUCUUCCAACUCCGUGGCGACCCCCACAAGUCCUUGGCCGAGCUCGCCAAAACCCACGGCCCGCUAAUAUCCCUCCGCCUCGGUACCCAAUUCACCGUCGUCGCCUCCUCGCCGGAGAUGGCGGCGGAGAUACUCCAGAAGCGUGGGAACGCCUUCUCGAACAGAUCCAUCCCGGCCGCAGUCUACAUCUACGGGUUCGACAAGGCCUCGUGGAACACCAUGCCCGCGGACUCGGCCGCGUGGAAAAGAAUCCGCCGGGUCGGGCGAGAGCAGCUCUUCUCCCAUCAGGCGCUUCAGAAAACGGAGGGGCAGCGCCAAGAGACGCUGCGGAAGCUUGCUGAACACGUGCGCGGGUUCAGCGAGCGGGACCAGGUGAUGAACGUCGGGGAGGCGACGUUCACCACCAUGACGGACCUGGUGUUCUCGACUCUCUUCUCGAUCAAUCUCACCGAUUACGGCGCUGCCGAUUCGCUAGCGAAUAAGGAGUUCAGGGAGCAUGUUAAUGGCUUCACCAGGUAUAUUGGGGUUCCGAAUAUUUCUGAUUUUUACCCCUUCUUAGCGCCGUUGGAUCUGCAAGGGAUCCGACGGAAGAUCGGGCAUCAUCUCAGGAGCUUGCUGGGUUUAGUCGAGGGCAUGGUCCAGCGGCGAAUGCGUCAACGGAGGGACUCCGAUUACAACAAAAUGAAUGAUUUUCUGGAUACGCUUCUUGACAUGGCGGAACAAACUCACUAUGAGUUGACCAUCAAACAAAUCAUACAUAUCUGUUUGGACAUAAUUAUUGCCGGAUCAGACACUAGUGCAGCCACAACGCAAUGGGCAAUGGUAGAAUUACUACUCCACCCUGACAAAUUGGCAAAGCUUAAAGCAGAACUUAAGAGUGUUCUUGGAGAUAAAAGUAUCGUGGAAGGAUCCGACAUCUCUAGACUCCCAUACUUGCAAGCCACAAUUAAUGAAGUGUUCCGGUUUCAUCCGGUCGCACCUAUACUAGGUCCACGUGAGGCUGGGGAGGACACACAGGUAAAUGGCUACACAAUACCCAAGAAUGCGAAGAUAAUCAUCAACUUUUGGGCAAUUACUAGAGAUCCAAACAUAUGGCAGAAUCCUGAGUCGUUUGAGCCUGAAAGGUUUCUCGGUAAGGAUAUAAAUUUCGAGGGCCAACAUUUCGAGUUGAUUCCAUUUGGAUCAGGAAGGAGAAUUUGCCCUGGCAUGCCACUAGCUAGUCGCGUGUUGUUUUGCAUGGUGGCAACGUUGUGUCAUAACUUUGAUUGGGAACUUGAGGGAGGGACCGACACUAAAGCCAAACUACUGCAAAGAGAAGAUGUGUUUGGACUAGCCUUGCAAAAGAAAUCACCCCUUAAGGCCAGACCCAUCAAGGUUUGAUGGUUUCGUAAGAUUUGCAUGGAUUCGCUUCUCGUUGUGUUAUGAAUAAAUAUAAAAUAAAAUGUGAAACAUUGUUGUAAUAAGUGUCCAUGAAUGUAUAAUAAAUGUAUUCUAAACUAAUGUAUAUCAUGCAAAUCUUUUUUCUUUUUAACGAA
Salvia hispanica is the source of this 1664-nucleotide messenger RNA. Its product is annotated as carnosic acid synthase-like. Lineage: Eukaryota; Viridiplantae; Streptophyta; Magnoliopsida; Lamiales; Lamiaceae. Gene Ontology annotation, molecular function: monooxygenase activity; heme binding; oxidoreductase activity, acting on paired donors, with incorporation or reduction of molecular oxygen. The record is from RefSeq and is a predicted model, not a curated record.